Molecule: messenger RNA, 1081 nt
Organism: Populus euphratica (Euphrates poplar)
Lineage: Eukaryota; Viridiplantae; Streptophyta; Magnoliopsida; Malpighiales; Salicaceae
Product: CASP-like protein 5B3
Exons: 3
Coding region: 491-949 (152 amino acids)
Cellular component (GO): plasma membrane
Source: RefSeq, a predicted model, not a curated record
GUUGUUUUUGGUAGUUCAUUCAUAAAGAGAACCGGUUUUGACUGGUGUGAAUUUAGCGCCGGUGUUGUUUGCUUAUAACUUUCUAUGAUGAUCAUCGCGUGUGUGUGUACCUCAAGCCUCAAGCCUCCAAUAGCUUUCUUCCGUAUCUGUUCCCAUUUUAAUAUUCUCUUUCGUCCCACUUGUUUCAUGUCCUCUGCGAUCAGUCCCAUUCUCUCUCUGUCUCUCUCAUUAUUCCCUUUACAAUAUAUUUGAUUCUCUCACAUACAAUUCAUUACUUGUCAAUAGAGGAUUCAAUUUCAAUUUCUGGGUAUCACUUAAUUUUCCUCAAUUGUUUUCUUGAUAUCCUCUUCUCUAUUUUAAAGUUUUAAAGGUCUUUGCUUUCUUGAUGGUUUGAGGAGAUGGGUUUUUUCGUUGACCCGUCAAGAGGUUAAAAUUUUAUUGAAAUUCGUGGUGGUGGCGGUGGUGGCGAAAAGAAAAGGAGAGAGAAAACAUGAGGGAUUUUGCUGGGGCUCCAGGGACUUUGACUGGACUUGCUUUGAGGCUUUCGCAGUGUGUUUUCGCAGCUGGCUCCAUUGCUGCCAUGACCACCACCACUAACUUCUUCAAUUCCACUUCUUUCUGCUACCUCAUUGCUUCGAUGGGUUUGCAAAUCAUCUGGAGCUUUGGACUAACACUAUUGGAUGCAUAUGCCUUGGUGAGAAAGAGGACCCUCCACAACACUGUCUUGCUCAGCCUUUUUGUCGUUGGAGACUGGGUGACCGCAAUAUUGUCUCUUGCAGCCGCUUCAGCUUCAGCAGGCAUCACAGUGCUGUACUUUCAUGACUUGGGGAGUUGUGAUUUUGUGAGGGAAUGCCAGAAAUACCAAAUGUCAGUUGCCUUGGCCUUUUUUAGCUGGAUAACAACUGCAAUUUCAUCUCUAAUCAUGCUUUGGCUAUUCGCUGCAGGUUAGACAGUAGUGUAUAUUCAUGACACUGAAAGCCAUCUUGUCUCGUAGAAAUUUUGAUCUUCUUAACACUGUCAAUACAAAAGAAAACAAGAAGAAUAAAAUAAUGAUUUUCAAAACUUAUUGUGAUUUGGUUUA